AUGGCUCGUACAAUUCUGGCUUUUCAACAUGAUGCCAGUCUUCAUACACUGAAAACUACCGUGAUAUCAAUUUCCCCAUUCAAUUCUCUCGACGAAUCCAGCCGUCAACUGUUCAAAGAUGCCGACGAAAAGCACCAUGUUAUUGUCACUGAGCAAACCAUCUUCCACCCUCAAGGAGGUGGCCAACCCUCAGAUACCGGCACGCUGAAAGGCCCCUCGGGAAAUUUCACUGUCACAGCAGUUCGCAUGGAUGCAACUGGACAAGUGCUCCACCUCGGCCUCUUCGGGGACGGCUCCUCAAUUCUGCAGGGAGAGACAAUUGAGCAAGCGAUUGAUGUCGACAAGCGUUUGCUGUACUCCCGUCUACACACCGCUGGCCAUGUGUUGGGCUCAGCCGUUCGACAUCUGCUAGAAAAGGAAAUCGAGAACUUCGACGAGCUGAAAGCCUCUCACUUCCCCGAUUCGGCAGCCUGUGAAUUCCAAGGCUCGAUCGAAGGAAAGUGGAAGGAUCCCAUUCAGAACAAGUUGGAUGAAUUCCUCGCCGCAAAAAUGCCAGUUCAAAUCGAGUGGUGGGACGAAGACGAUUUCCGCACGCGAGGCUUGGAGCGAUUGAUCCCUGAUCGCAGUUUGGUGCCGGCUGGUGAAAAAUCCCGGGUUGUGAAUAUUGUCGGUGCUGAGGUAUAUCCCUGUGGUGGGACACACGUCGAGACGACAGAUUUGUGUGGACCGGUUGCGGUGAAGAAGAUUUCAAGAAAAACCGGAAACUCUAGAGUCAGCUAUGUAGUGAAAUAA
Messenger RNA from Penicillium salamii, 792 nucleotides. The record is from the annotation of a GenBank genome assembly. NCBI's taxonomy places the organism in Eukaryota, Fungi, Ascomycota, Eurotiomycetes, Eurotiales, Aspergillaceae.